AUGUCACUAGACGCAAUCGUCGACAGGGCGCUGGAGAUCAUUGGCGAAGCUGUUUCCAUCGACCCGCUCGACUUCCAGGACAACGAGACGUGGAAGUUCCUCGGCCUGGGUGAUCUGCUCGCUGCCGCCACUGCCGCAGAUCUGAAGAGCCAAAUAGGCGUGGACGUCAAGCCGGAUGAUUUCAAAAAGUACCCAACUGUGGGCGAGUUCAAGGCCUUUCUCCGCAAAUUUGGAGAAGGCUCGACCACGAGCAACGGGGAUGGUGCAGUAGAGAGCAGCAAACCUCGCCUCGUGGACACUGAGCCUUCGGAUCCAUGGGAAGGCGUUCCUAAGCCGAAAGUACCUCUCUCUGUUGUACUACAAGGACAGCCAAACGACUCGUCUACGAUUGUCUUUCUCUUCCCUGACGGCUCGGGAGCUGGCACGUCGUAUGGCACACUACCGCCGAUGGGUAGCAACAUCUGCCUUGUCGGCUUGAACUCACCCUUCCUCCGGCAGGCCCAGAACUUCACAUGUUCAAUAGAGCGGAUGGCACGGCUGUGGGUCGACGAGGUGCGGAAGCUGCAGCCCAAAGGCAAGCCUUACGUUCUCGGCGGCUGGUCUGCUGGAGGCUACUAUGCUUUCGAGGUGGCGAAACUGCUCACAGCGAAUGGCGAGAAGGUCGAGAGGAUGAUAAUGAUCGACUCGCCAUGCCGGCUGGAGUUUGAGGCGCUGCCUGAACAAGUCGUCGGCGAGCUCACACGCAAGGGACUCAUGGGUGCCUCUGGUCAGAAGAAGGCACCUGAAUGGCUAGUACAGCACUUUACUUCCACUGUCAUCAGCGUAGACCGGUAUAUGUCAACGCCUCUGGAGUCGAAGCAUGUUCCACCCCACGUCGACUUCAUCUGGGUGCGAGAAGGCCUUGUGAAGAGCGUGGCCGAGUCUGGACUUGAGGUCGACCUCAACAUCAAAGUAACACGCUUCUUACUUGAGCCCAGACCGGAGUUGAAGACUGUGGGAUGGGAGAAGCUGCUACCUGGUGCGAAGUAUACAUUCAACUACAUGACAGGAAAUCAUUUUCAAAUAACACAGCCGCCUCAUUCUGAUGACCUUGGAAGAUUGAUCAAAGCAGUUGUGACUUAA
Saxophila tyrrhenica is the source of this 1122-nucleotide messenger RNA. RefSeq lists its product as uncharacterized. The record is from RefSeq and is a predicted model, not a curated record. The transcript is spliced from 2 exons. Gene Ontology annotation, biological process: biosynthetic process. Lineage: Eukaryota; Fungi; Ascomycota; Dothideomycetes; Mycosphaerellales; Extremaceae. Bases 1 to 1122 code for a protein of 373 amino acids.